Diatraea saccharalis (sugarcane borer) is the source of this 3316-nucleotide messenger RNA. Lineage: Eukaryota; Metazoa; Arthropoda; Insecta; Lepidoptera; Crambidae. The record is from the annotation of a GenBank genome assembly.
AGUCUCGUCGGGGUCGUAGCGAGGAGCGGUCGUAUCGCUCCACUAAGUUCACAAAUCAGUGAAAUAUAUCAUUAUUCUUGUGUGAAAUUAUUACAUAUAUUUGUCCAUUUAGUGUUAAUAGUGUUUCUUUACGGACAUAGUUAACGGGUAUUUAUCAAAAAAGUGAAAUGCUCAAGAUUCGCGAGUGAAGUGAUCCAUGAUGGCGGUGAAUAGUCCCGGUGGAUAUCCACCCGUUUCCCCAAAACCUCACACACCUAAAAGUCCUCGCCAUUUUGUUUUUCCACAGAAAAGUCCCUCUAUCACGUCCAGCACUUCUUCCUCGGGAUAUUACACACCCCAAUCUGGUUGUAGCUAUGAUAAGCACAACCAGCCACCAAAAUCACCAAUAGCCCAUGGUCAUAGGAGUCCGAUGAGUCCAAGGCACUUCAAUUUUCCCCAGAAUCCUUCCGGACGUUCUAGCCCUUGCAAUUUCGAUAGAGUCCAUCACACUGGCCUCCACUACUCGACAUCUUUGAAGCACAGCCGCAGAGAGAAGUCCCGAUCACCAAAGCCUCCCCCAGUUCAUAUUCAUACUAAUCCUGGCUAUGUAUCUCCAAAUCGCACGAGAAAAAUUUAUGGCUCUAAUUCCACAGUGAAUUCUCCUCGUCUAGUUCCUUCUCCUAGCAUAGUCUCUAGUCACACUGACGAUUCGAUGGAUGCAAUGCCAGGCACACCAUCCGCUAUUGUUCACGACGCAGACGAUGAGGCUACGACUACAUCUUCAAGAGUUUGCCGUAAAUCCACAUCUGAUUUGACGGAUUUAACAGAUGAUACGCCAAAGACUCGAUCCACAAGUAUUAGUAGACCGUGCUCGCCGAUGCGCAGAGGAUCAAUGAAGGGUGGUCUGGCUUAUUUGGCAAGCAGAAGAGGAUCCAGGGAGUCUACUAUGUCUAACUGUGACUCUGUUGAAGAUAUUGGUCCGCUAAAUUUCCAAAACACGAUGCGUGGUCGUCAAAGGCGAACCUCAAAUUUUCUGGAGUUACCAGUGGUUGACCAUUCAAGGCCCCGAGUGUGCUCGUUGCCAGAGAAACCGUAUAAUCCUCGGCUGUCAGACGACCUGUACAGAUUACGGACCUUCUCGAUAACCACCAAAGGAGGAGUCGUCAACUGCGGCGAUUCAAUCUGCAACCGUCGCAGCCGCUCCAACACGUCCGUCAACUCCACCAAUAGCAGGGCAUCAGAUCGGUCACCUUUCGACGGUUCCUGCUGCUCGGGAUAUCGGCCCGUUGACUCAGCCAGCCUCACAACACCAGACGAAGAUGACUUAGAUCAGAUACCAAAGUACCGAGUGGUGCUUCUCGGAGACGCUGGCGUCGGGAAGACAGCUUUGGUAUCCCAGUUCAUGACGUCAGAAUACAUGAACACCUAUGACGCAAGUUUGGAUGACGAGUUCGGUGAGAAAUCUGUAUCUGUACUACUCGACGGGGAGGAAUCUGAACUUAUAUUCAUAGACCAUCCCAGUACUGAAAUGUCGGUUGAGAACUGCCUUUCAACCUAUGAGCCUCAUGCCUGCCUGGUGGUAUACUCAGUGGUAGCGCGAGGCUCUUUCAUCAGGGCAGGAGAGCUGCUAUCCUACUUGGCCAGGGAGCAGUUCACGGCCGAUAGGACUGUGGUGUUGGUUGGGAACAAAGCUGAUUUGGCCAGGGCUAGACAAGUCACUACUAACGAAGGCAAGGCGUUGGCUACAACAAAAGACUCCAAGUUUAUAGAGACAUCAUCAGGCAUUCAGCAUAAUGUGGACGAGCUUCUCGUAGGAAUCCUGAAACAGAUACGGCUCAAAGAAAACCGGGAGAAGAAGCAAGCGAAGAAAGUCGGAAAACAGGAAACAAAACCGUCGAAACUGGCCAGUUCCCGGACUCAUAUCUCAUUGAGCAUCGCUAGAGAAUUGCUUCAGAAGAUAUGUAUAAAUGACAUCUCCAAAUCUAAGUCGUGUGAAAAUCUCCACGUCCUCUAAUUUUCUGAGCUCCUGGUAAGAAAUAUGUCUAACAUAUACAAAUAAUAGGUUGGGGAAAAAGUCUCUUAGCAUUUUAUAUGAAAAUUCAAAACAUUUUUUUAAAAGUUUGUAUACAUUUAACUAAUGUAGGUACCGUUUUGUUCGAUAACUUUUUGCCAUCUUGUAGUAGGGACAUGAUCUCAUUGCUACAGAAAUUUUGGGGCUUCUGAUCAAAAAACCGCGACAAGUGGUUUUGGCAGUCCGCGUGGAAUGUUAACCUGAGACUGCUUAAAGAAUUCUGAAGAGACCCAAUCAGGUGGAAACCAGAAGGUGCAAGGUCAGAACUAUACGACGGAUGCAUUAGCAUUUACCAGCCAAACUCGCCUAAUUUUUGCUGAAAGGCAAAAAAUGUGUCAGAUCUAGCGUUAUCAUAAUGAAAACUACACCCCUUCUAUUGUUUAAUUCAGGCCGUUUAAACUUCUUGCUUAAAUUCGAUGGGACUGCUUGGCAGUAACAGUUCAUAAUGAAAAAUGCCUUUCCAAAUUUCAUCUCACACACAUCAUACUGUUGCGAGUUAACCCAGGUUUCGCCACAUUGCAUUACACCUUAAUAAAGAAUCACAAAUAAGAAUGAGUUCAUUAAAUUUCUUUCAGUGAGCUCGUGAAGUACCCAAAUAUCUAACUUUUUUGUGUACCCAGCUUUUUUAAAUGCACCAAUACUGUUUUGUGGUCAAUCCCCAGUACUUCAACUAUGUCGAAACUACUAAUAUCCUUAUACUAGUAGUUACGACAUAGUUGAAAAAUAAUAGGACCACUGGAGCGAUGUGUAUUUUUGACAUCAUAAUUUCCGGACUGAAAACGUUUAAACCAAAUUUGUACUACUCUCAAAGAAACUAAACUAGGUCCAUGAACUUCACAAUUUUUUUUCGCGGCUUACGUUGAAUUUUUACCUUUUUUAUAAAAUUUUAUAGGGUAUGUUCCGAUAUACACUGCGAGCACUGCGCAGUGGUCUUACUGCUGAAAAAUCCGUUCCGUUAUGGACUGCCAGUACACUGCUACAGUACCUUAGGGAAAUUUAUGACGUCAUAAAUUGCCGCCAUAUUUGUACUGUGAGCACUGGAGAUUUCGAGGUAAGGUGCUCGCAGUGCUUUUGAUCACGUGAUCAGUCGAAACAGAAUCAGAAAAUGAUAACUUUCUAAAUAAACAAAAAAAAUACUUACGUUUAUAUAUAAGAUGGAUUUAAUUGAUAAAUAAUUUUUUUUAUACAAUUUUCCAAUUUUCUUUUGAAAAGAGGGAAUCUUUAUAUUUAUAUUCACCUUGCAUUAACAAAUUUGAAAAUGGCGCC